Messenger RNA from Ctenopharyngodon idella (grass carp), 2902 nucleotides. RefSeq names its product zinc finger DHHC-type palmitoyltransferase 23b (gene zdhhc23b). The coding region runs from base 442 to 1707 and encodes 421 amino acids. The record is from RefSeq and is a predicted model, not a curated record. Lineage: Eukaryota; Metazoa; Chordata; Actinopteri; Cypriniformes; Xenocyprididae. Gene Ontology annotation, biological process: peptidyl-L-cysteine S-palmitoylation; protein targeting to membrane. Gene Ontology annotation, molecular function: protein-cysteine S-palmitoyltransferase activity. Gene Ontology annotation, cellular component: endoplasmic reticulum; Golgi apparatus. The transcript has 6 exons.
UUAGUUUGCACUGACGUCAGGAAGAUAAAGGCAGUCUAUUCGACACUCGCAUACACAGGGCGGUCAAGCGCGCGUGCUGUGCGCGGCUGCAGUUUAUUUAUGUUACGCGACUUCCUGGUGUUCUUCGUAGAUUUGGGCUGCUUAAGUUUUUCUUGUGCAGCUCCUCGUAGACUCUUUUGAGUACAAGUAGCCUAUGAUGGAGCAGGGGGGUAAAAAGACUAGAACGUUCCGAUACCGAAAAUGAGACUGACAGCUGAUGCUCACACUCACAGCACUUCCGAAAGGAACUUCUACAAUAUGAAUGUUUUGUGCUACGCCCAGUAUGUCGUUUAUCAGAACCUCAUCGCUUUACAUCCGACGAACUUUCCAGUCUCGUAGCUGCGCGUAAACAAAAUAUUGGGAAUGAAAUCUACCCUCACCUACAUUUUAUAAGUUGACAUCAUGACGAAGAGAUCCCGUCGAACACUAGAUCAGGAUGACCCUCUGUGCUGUUGUGAGUACAUUGAUCGUCAUGGCGGGCGUAGUCACAUGGUAGCAUGUUGCUGUGACUGUGAGGACUUGGAUGAUGCUUGUGACAGAUGGAUGAAGAAGGCGCCUCAAAAUCCAGACUCCAUAUCUCGGGUAGUCGCCACGAUCAGUGAUCGUCUGCGGGUGCCCUGGAUAUAUGGUGCCCAACAAGUUGAUCUAUCAUUGAUCCCUCCUCUUAUUCUGCUUCCUGUUUUUUUGCACAUUGCAGCCUUGCACUACUUGCUGGGUAUUUUAGUGCUAACAGCAUUGCCCAUCAUGGUUCUUUGGUACUACUACUUCACUCAUCGAAAGAAAGGACGCACUUUAUUCUUCCUCAGCCUUGCCCUCUUCUCCCUCUUCUACAUGUUCUACCUCUUCAUCACCGAAGUCGUCCCUCGCGGUGAUGUGAAUCAUUUUCAGUUGGGAGCUGUGAUGGCGGGUGUUGCUCUUACGGUCAUUUCUCUCAUAAUCACCAAGAGGGGGCCGGGUUACGUCAGGCCUCGUCCAUCUGACACUCAUAGUACAGUGACCUAUCACAAGCCACCACCUGAUGUAGAUGCCGCCUAUCUAAAUGGAGAACGGCACCAGGUGGUGAUAGCCAAUCAAGCCAGUCCUCCUGAACAAAUUAGUGAAUCUGGGACAGCACAGGAGAGUGUUCAGAGGACGAAUUGGUGUACAGUAUGCAAAGUGGCGCGUCCCCCGAGAGCCGGACACUGCAGGAUCUGUGGAGUCUGCAUCCUGCGUCUGGACCAUCACUGUGUCUGGAUCAACAGCUGUGUGGGACAAGCCAAUCACCUCAGUUUCCUUCUGACGCUUGUUUUCUUUCUGCUGACGUCGCUGUACGGGAUCAGUUUGGUGCUUCGCAGCGUGUGUCCCCAUCAGAGUGUGAUGACUGCACUGCUCUACUGUCCUGACGUCUACAAGCAGUACAGUUCUGCUCUGUGUUUCACCUGUGCCUGGUACAGCAGUAUCGUGACAGGAGGUUUGCUGCACCUGCUGAUCUUACAGCUUAUCAACGUCAGCUUCAACGUGACCGAACGCGAGGCACGCCUGGCUCUGAGAGAGAAAACCGGUCGCAGCCGUCUCUGGGGUCUCAUCGUCGACACUGGUGUUUACUCCCGAGGUUUCCGUAGUAAUUGGACUGAAUUCUUGACCAUGAGCAAGGAGUCAUCAAACCAUAAACCAUCAGAUCUGGUGUAGACACUAAACUGGCAGUGUCUGCUGAUGGAAAGGUCUGACUUUAAAGUGAAUUAUCACUCAUACACUACAGUGAAGUAUAAUGUUGUGCUACUUAAUGCCUUCAACAUCCAUUCCGGAGUCAGUUUUAUGGCUCCAAACAUUGCGGUCAAGGCCUCAUCAAGAGUCAGUUGAAUGUUGUGGAUCAGUAGAUGGCAGUGUUGUAGUAUAUUGCAUCUCUACCAGUGUAAUUCAACAUCGAGUGCAUCAUUACUCAGGAUGAUUUGCGGUGGAUAGUGAUUACACAUGACUUGACAUAGAUAUUAUGUUCUCCCUACAUACUAAUAAAAAUUCAUUAGAAAUAGUAAAUAAGAAUUAAUACAUUAAUUUUGUAUACUUUUUAGUCAUUUCACUCAGAAGGAGCCAUUUAUAGCUACAGUUUUUACAUUCAUAAUAAGGUUUCAUUUGUUAAUUUCAACAUUUACUAAUACAAUUUUAAAAUCAAAAGUUAUCUGUAUCUGUUAACAUUAGUUAAUGCACUGUGAACUAGCAUGGACAAACAAUAAACAAAUGUAUUUUUAUUAACAAACAUUAAUAAAGAUGAAUAAAUGCUGUAAAAUAUAUAUUGUUCAUUGUUAGUUCAUGUUAGCUAAUGUAUUAACUAAUGUUAACAAAUGAGACCUUAUUGUAAAGUGUUACCACGAAUGUGUAUUUCUGGUUUACAUUCACUGCUAGUUUGAUCAAUUAUGGAUUGAACUGUCUAAUAUUUGUUCUUUCAACUCCAAAGUGUGUCUUAUAUGUGAAAGCACAUUCAACAUCAAACUAUAUUUAGUGCCUUUUGGGACAUCAGAUGUGAUGCAACAGCACACAGCUUUAAAACUCAUCUCAGUAUGAAUGUUUUAUGUUGAGCUUCAUGUUUGUUGUUUGGGGUCUUUGUGUGUGUGUUUUCUUUUCAUAUGCUUCAAUUAGGGAUAAAUCUAUGCUGCUUACCAUCCAGCUCCAUUUCAGUGUUUUUGAAUCAAAGUUGGUUUCCUUCCAUUAAAUGCCUUUUGAGCACAGAAGCAGAUAAUGAAACGCUUCAAAAUCCGGAUGUUUAUUUGUCUCAUGUGAGAUGGUUUAUAAUGUAAUGCAUUUAAUUCUACAAGUUGUUCAAUUAAACUGUACCAUGGAAAAAUAAACAAGCGUAAAAAGAUUAAACGCGGCGGCUCAUCAAGCUGCA